Zea mays is the source of this 638-nucleotide messenger RNA. RefSeq lists its product as uncharacterized. Bases 80 to 481 code for a protein of 133 amino acids. The record is from RefSeq and is marked provisional. The transcript has 2 exons. Lineage: Eukaryota; Viridiplantae; Streptophyta; Magnoliopsida; Poales; Poaceae.
CGACAACACGCUGCUGCAGCACUGCGCGCUGAAGGCCGCGCACCGCCUGUGCCAGGUGUCGGAGGAUGUCAAGAAGGCGAUGGGCGACGCCGGGUUCAUGCCGGAGCUGGUGGGCGUCCUCGGCGCGUCCAGUAAGCCCCCCGAGGCGCGGGAGAUGGCGGGCGAGUCGCUGUGCGCCCUGGUGACCGUGCCCCGCAACCGGAAGCGGUUCGUCCAGGAGGACCGCGACGUGGCGCGGGUGCUGCAGCUGCUGGGCCCCGACGAGGAGAAGGAGAAGCCCGCGCCGGCGAGGCGGUUCCUGCUGUCGACGGUGGCGCACCUCACGGACAGCAGCUCCGGCCGGAGGAAGAUCAUGUCCUCGGAGCACGUCAGGAAUCUCGAGAAGCUUGCGGAGGCCGAUGUCCCAGACGCCAAACGGAUCGUGAAGAGGCUUGGCGGGAGCAGGCUGAGGAGCAUUUUCCAUGGCAUUUGGAGCCUGUAAUGUUCUGUUGUAUUGUAACCCUUGGAGGCAAGACAAGCAGUCAAGCACGCAGUACGGCAGUAGUAGUGUCUCUGGCUAACACAUACAGUACUAUUGUUCCUUGCAUCUUUUGUUACUGUGAAGGAAUCAAAGAAUGAGUCACCCAGUGAUUUGCCCC